GCGGCGAGCGGCGGCUGUGCGCGCCCCGGCCCUAAGAGGCGGUUAGAACGGAGUGGCGCUGCGGGCGGUGUGAGGCGGCGGUCGAGGAGUUCUUUCUGGCUGGGCUGAGUGCUUGCCCUCACAGGAGACGUUUCUUCAGCCUGCAGCAGUGGUGAGCUCCGACACACGCUGGUCCCGUGGUUUUCAGUGCUGUGGGAUGAGACCUCCUGGUCAGCUCAGCCCCAAGGUUUUUCCACCAUGUUCGGAAAGAAAAAGAAAAGGCUUGAAAUUUCUGGGCCCUCUAACUUCGAACAUCGUGUCCAUACUGGCUUUGACCACCGGGAGCAGAAGUUCACAGGACUACCUCAGCAAUGGCACAGCUUGCUGGCAGACACGGCCAACAGGCCAAAGCCUAUGGUGGACCCAUCAUGCAUCACUCCCAUUCAGCUUGCACCUAUGAAGACUAUUGUUAGAGGAAAUAAGCCUCGGAAGGAUACUUCAAUCAACGGCUUGCUCGAAGAGUUUGACAAUAUCUCCGUGACUCGAUCCAACUCCCUGCGGAAGGAAAGUCCUCCCACACACCACCAAGGCAAUGCAAACCAUGUGCCAAGGCACCAGGAGGAAAAUGGGUACAUCACAUAUUCGCAGUACUCCAGUGAGUCAGACACAACAGACUAUGUCAUGGACAAGUAUAGAGACAAGACUCUCUAUGGGGAAGAGCUAGACAGGUACUACAAAGGGGGCUACGCUGCCAAGCAGAAUGGGCACAUGAUGAAGGUCACUUCCAGAGACAUCUAUUAUUCAGAAAUGACACCCCUAAAAUCAGACCUCUCCAGGUUCCUCCCAGAUUACCAUGCACAAGUGGAGGCGAAGCCCAAACCACUCGAAUAUGGAGGUCUAAAGCUGGAGUACCAGAGGAUUCCCAGUGGAUCCUCACUGGACUACAGAGACCCCUUCCCUUACGCCCUAUCCCGAGCGUCAGUGCAGAGCGAGUGCCCCAAGGAGAGGCUGGAGUACAGCGACGGCGACUGGGGGCACAGCCCAGCCAAGGAUGACUAUGACAAGAGGCCCAAGUCAUCCUACGUGGACCCGGCGAGCCCUCAGCCAACCAUGAGGCAGAGGUCCAGGUCGGGCUCUGGUCUGCAGGAGCCAGCCAUGCCCUAUGGAGCAAGUGCAUUUAAAGCACACCAGCAGGGACACUCCUACAGCUCCUACACCUACCCUCGCUUGUCUGAAACUGCAGCAGGCAUCUCCAAGGUGGAUUACGACCGAGCACAGCUGGUAGUUAGCCCACCACUCUCUGGAUCGGACACCUACCCAAGGGGCCCAGUAAAGCUACCUCAAAGUCAAAGUAAAGUCAGCUAUUCCAGCAGCAGCUACCAGUACCCUCUGGUCUACCACAAAGCAUCCCACUACCACCAGCCAUCACUCCAGCCAAGCUCUCCCUAUAUUUCCACCGCCUCCUACCCCAGCUCCCCAAGUAUCACAUCAAGUGCUUAUCCCCCGCCCAGCUGGGGCUCUUCCUCAGACCAGCAGCCCUCCAGGGUGUCCCACGAACAGUUCAGGGCUGCCCUGCAGCUGGUCGUCAGCCCUGGUGAUCCCCGGGAGUACUUGGACAGCUUCAUCAAGAUUGGGGAGGGCUCCACAGGGAUAGUCUGCAUUGCCACCGAGAAGCACACGGGAAAGCAAGUCGCUGUGAAGAAAAUGGAUCUCAGGAAACAGCAGAGGAGGGAGCUGCUGUUCAAUGAGGUUGUAAUCAUGAGAGAUUACCAUCACGAAAACGUGGUUGACAUGUACAACAGUUACCUUGUCAGCGACGAGCUGUGGGUGGUGAUGGAGUUCCUGGAGGGCGGUGCUCUGACAGACAUCGUGACUCACACCAGGAUGAACGAGGAGCAGAUAGCAACUGUCUGCCUGUCUGUACUGAGAGCUCUGUCCUACCUGCACAACCAGGGUGUCAUCCACCGUGACAUCAAAAGUGACUCCAUCCUCCUCACCAGCGAUGGGCGGAUCAAAUUGUCCGACUUUGGGUUCUGUGCCCAGGUGUCCAAGGAGGUGCCGCGGAGGAAGUCGCUGGUUGGGACGCCGUACUGGAUGGCACCAGAGGUGAUAUCACGCAUGCCCUACGGCACUGAGGUGGACAUCUGGUCUCUGGGCAUCAUGGUGAUAGAGAUGAUCGACGGUGAACCUCCCUACUUCAAUGAGCCGCCACUGCAGGCCAUGCGCCGAAUCCGGGAUAACUUACCGCCCCGCGUGAAGGACAUGCACAAGGUCUCCUCUGUCCUCCGGGGCUUCUUGGACUUGAUGCUGGUGCGGGAACCCUCACAGAGAGCCACGGCGCAGGAACUGUUGAGACACCCAUUCCUUAAGCUGGCUGGGGCCCCUUCUUGCAUCGUGCCCCUCAUGAGGCAGCACCGGCACCGCUGAAUGCAGCAACUUCUCAGGAGGAGAUUGGUGCAGGGGCCAGGUAACGGCAAGGCAGGAAUCCCUGCGGUUGUGUUGGAACCACGGGAAGGGGUGAGGAAACCUUGCGUAAGAAAACCCGCCCCACGGAAAUAACGUGGUGUAUAAAACCCAA
This is a messenger RNA of Lagopus leucura (white-tailed ptarmigan), 2557 nucleotides long. It is a transcript of the gene PAK5, whose product is annotated as p21 (RAC1) activated kinase 5. The transcript is spliced from 10 exons. Gene Ontology annotation, cellular component: cytoplasm. The record is from RefSeq and is a predicted model, not a curated record. The coding region runs from base 238 to 2406 and encodes 722 amino acids. Gene Ontology annotation, molecular function: protein serine/threonine kinase activity; ATP binding. Lineage: Eukaryota; Metazoa; Chordata; Aves; Galliformes; Phasianidae. Gene Ontology annotation, biological process: regulation of MAPK cascade; cytoskeleton organization; protein phosphorylation.